Messenger RNA from Phasianus colchicus (ring-necked pheasant), 781 nucleotides. The record is from RefSeq and is a predicted model, not a curated record. NCBI's taxonomy places the organism in Eukaryota, Metazoa, Chordata, Aves, Galliformes, Phasianidae.
GGCGGGAGCUGCGGGCCGCCGCGCUGCGUGCCCUCGGGCUGCCCUUCUCUGGACCGGCCGAACCGCGAGGCCGCAGCCGCUCUCCACGCGCUGCUCCCUGCGGGCCGUUCCUCGUCCCCUCGGAGGUCGGCCGCAUGAAGAUCGAGCUGUUUGCUGACGUCGUGCCCAAAACCGCAGAGAACUUCAGGCAGUUUUGUACAGGUGAAUUCAGGAAAGACGGUGUCCCUAUAGGUUACAAAGGAAGCACUUUCCACAGGGUAAUAAAGGAUUUCAUGAUCCAAGGAGGUGACUUUGUAAACGGAGAUGGCACUGGAGUAGCCAGUAUAUAUAGGGGUCCUUUUGCAGAUGAAAACUUCAAGCUGAAACACUCUGCUCCUGGCCUGCUUUCUAUGGCAAACAGUGGUCCAAGUACUAACGGGUGUCAGUUUUUCAUCACGUGCUCCAAGUGUGACUGGUUGGAUGGAAAACACGUUGUGUUUGGUAAAAUCGUUGAUGGGCUGUUGGUAAUGAGAAAAAUUGAAAAUGUGCCCACAGGACCGAAUAACAAACCCAAGCUGCCAGUUGUGAUCUCUCAGUGCGGGGAGAUGUAAAGCAGUGGAGUAGGAAUGGGUGCUAACUUGUGGGUGGAUAGGCCUUUGUCAGCUCCACGCAGCUCCAGCUCCAGCCAGUUCCCCUGCUGUUCCAGUCCUCCUCACAGACGUGCUCCUGAAAUCAUUAAAUAAUUGGCAUAUAUCAUUUUUUUUAAGUAUGUUGAAAUGUAAAUAAAGGAUUUUGUUAAAUA